Ochotona curzoniae (black-lipped pika) is the source of this 477-nucleotide messenger RNA. It is a transcript of the gene TMEM233, whose product is annotated as transmembrane protein 233. Gene Ontology annotation, cellular component: membrane. Lineage: Eukaryota; Metazoa; Chordata; Mammalia; Lagomorpha; Ochotonidae. The coding region runs from base 1 to 477 and encodes 158 amino acids. The record is from RefSeq and is a predicted model, not a curated record. The transcript is spliced from 3 exons.
AUGUCUCAGUACGGCCCCAAGUCGGACUUCAAACAGCCUUCGGACAGCAGCCCUGAGGCCAACACAGAAGAUGACAAGACCGAGGAGGACGCACCCAUGCCCAGAAACUACCUGUGGCUCACCAUCAUUGCCUGCUUCUGCCCCGCGUACCCUAUCAACAUCGUGGCUUUGGUCUUCUCCAUCAUGUCUCAGAACAGCUACAACGAAGGAGACUUCGAAGGAGCCAAGCGGCUGGGGCGGAACGCCAAGUGGGUGGCCAUCGCCUCCAUCAUCAUCGGCCUUCUCAUCAUUGGCAUCUCAUGUGCCGUUCACUUCACAAGGAAGCCGGAAGCGGAAGUGAGGUCGAGCGAGUCCCUCGUUGGACCCGCCGCAGCCAUCUCCCCCAUCCAUACCACCACUACCACCGACUUUCUGGGCCGGGAGGACGAGCGGAUUCGCCGGAAGCGGAAGUGGCUGGGGGUAUUGGGGGUGUGGUGA